UAAAAUAUAAGUUCAAGUUUAAGGUGUCAAAUUACAUAUAAAUUCUGACAUAUAAAUACACUGUCUGCAGUUGUUUCAUCUUAAGUUAACAAUCAAUAACUCCAUUACUUGUUUAGACCAGGAAGCUGCCUGUAUCCAAAGAGGCAAUAAAAGGGGAAUCAUGUUAAUUAAUUUAAAAGCCAUAUCUGAGGCAGGCUGUUAGUUUUUGUAGGGAUAUCAGUUGAAUUGUUGAAGUAUUGAUCCAAAAACAUUCUACAAUGGAAAAUGGAAUAGACAAGAUAGAGAAUAAAGAAAUCACUACUGCAGAAGAAUGGAAGAAUGCGACACAAGAUAUCGAGUCUGAUAACCAUGACCAAACCUAUCCUGUACAACUCCUAUACUGGAACACUCACAUAGAUAGCUCCCUAGAUCCCUGUAAAAAUGGAUACCUAAUGGUAACAGAUAAAGGAAAUGUCUGUAGUGAUGGAAAUAAAAAUGACCCAAGAACUUUAUUUGAUAUAGUCCAUGAUGUCCUAACUGAUCGCUACCGUUUAAUAUGUAAAGGGGGAGACUGUAAAGGUUAUAUACUGUACAUGAUAGAUCAUGAUCUCAAAGCAAAGAAAUGGAAAAUAAAAGAUUCUGGGAAAGAUACAUCUGUAUUUUUCAGUUUCCAUUCAAAACAUAACAAUGAAAAACCACCAUGGAAGAUUAGUUCAUACAGUGGUGUACCACUUCAGUUCAACUCUAAUGGUAAUUUCCUCAUUGAAAAGCCAGGGAAUGACACAACAGAUUAUACUGAUCCAUAUUAUUUCAUUCCAUUUACUGCCCAUACAAUGCAUAUUUCUGCUGUCUGAUUCAAAAAAUCAAGUCAAAUAUGUUGUUUUCGGUAUUUGAAAGUAAAAUUUUAAGUAGGUAAAAAUUUGUUUGGCUUUUCAUUUCGCUGGUAUCAUCUAUCCAUUAAAUCAACAAAAUUAAAACGCGAAUGAAAUUUUUUGUUAGAUGGGCCCUAAAAUUAAUUAAUUGCUUUACAUAAAAGAAAAUAAAGGAGUAGGUCCGAUAGGGGCCGAUUUUGGCCUCAAAUUUCAGGUUCAUCUAACAAAAGAUUUUAGACACUUUUUAAACACUUAAGUUUCUAUUACAAUUGAUUUGAUUAAUUUUUGUGAAGGAUUUAAACUGAUUUAGUCAUUAAAAAUGCUCUGAUUCGAGCUUAAAUAUGAUAAAUCUAUGACAAAUCUAUCAAAAAAUUAUGACAAAAAACGUCACUUUACAGAUGGUUUUUGUCCAAAAUGAAAGUGGCUGCAUCCGUGUUCAUCCUCAACCUUUAUAUAUGUUAUGUAUUAUAAUAAAAUACAACUGACAUUUCAAUAUUAUGAAUGAACACGCAUGUGGCCACUUUCAUUUAAGAUGAAAACCGUCUAAAUUUGAGAAAAAUGCUAAAUUAUGAAGAUUUCAGUAAUUUAGCACGACUUAAUGAUGCUAGUACCCAUAUAUGUGCAUUGUACUGUCACAUACAGCCCAUAUUUAUGUAGCAGAAGCAUUCUUCUUUCCAAUUAAAAGCUAAAAGAUUACAUUUUCACAAUUUCGUAAAACUGCUAUAUGUUGGGGCCAAAAGGGGUCUUACUGAACCUACUCCU
Molecule: messenger RNA, 1613 nt
Organism: Mytilus trossulus (common blue mussel)
Lineage: Eukaryota; Metazoa; Mollusca; Bivalvia; Mytilida; Mytilidae
Exons: 5
Coding region: 258-833 (191 amino acids)
Source: RefSeq, a predicted model, not a curated record